GAGCAAGUUCAGGAAACUAUGGCCAUUGACAAGGAUGGAAGAGCUGGUACUUCAAAAGAAGAGUUGGAGAUUAUGAGAGAAGAUGGGGAGCUUCCAGCUUUAACCCAGCUCCAUCUGUCAUGAAAGAUGGCAAACUUACCACUCAGAAAAGGUCUAACCCUAACCACUCCAAGCAGCUGGCUUUAAUUACGAAGAGUAUUGUUUCUCCAGUUGGUACAGGAAAAUCAUCAAGUUUCAAAAAACAUGAAGAUGACUCAGAUCUCAUGCUGGAGACUGAUAGUGAUGUGGAUGAGCCUGCAGAAAUUGAGGCAGAGGCAGAAAAUGCUGCUUUGGCUCAACACUAUGAGAUAGCCAAAAAAUCAGGGGUGGACUAUGGGGUCCAGGAAUUCUGUCUUGUUUUAACAAGGAAAAGUAGAUGAUGGUGAGAGGAAUUUGAAAUUAGAAGCCAAGGUUCUGAUCAGCAUGGAGUAUCCUCUUAGGCUUCCUCUUUUUAAGUGAAUAUUUGUUCUUCUCCUGGAGAAACUUCUUCUGAGAACAAGGAUCGCAACCGGCCCAAUGAAAUUCAUGCUAUUGAGGCAGAGGUCAAUCUUCACAUGUUAAAGAUGGCUCCCCAAGAUCAGGAGACCUAUAUCGUAUCCUGUCAAGUGUACUGUCUUGCAAUGCUGUUUGACUAUUGCGUGGACAAGGCAUCCCCAUCUUCUGUAAGGAGGAAAUGUAAUUCUGUGAUUGAUGUUGGUCCGUGCAAACCUGUUAGCGGUAGGCUUCUUGCCAGAUCAUCUAGAGGAAGGGAUCGAAGGAAAAUGAUAUCCUGGAAGGACAUGGAAUGCACUGAAGGCUACCCUUUUUAGUAAAAUUUCAAAUUGAGG
Messenger RNA from Rubroshorea leprosula, 866 nucleotides. The record is from the annotation of a GenBank genome assembly. Lineage: Eukaryota; Viridiplantae; Streptophyta; Magnoliopsida; Malvales; Dipterocarpaceae.